AUGCUGUCAGACCGCCUGCAGUUCAACGUGCUUCAGACUCAGAACUUGUCAAACAUUUGGCGAAAGAAUGCCUGGAACACCUUGAUGGAGAAGUAUGCCUUGUUGCAACUUCCGGAGAUCGUCGACUGCAUCGAGGUCUUCAAGGAGCCCAUCGAUUUCCAAGUCCUGGACCACGUGCCCGUGCCGCGCGGUCUGCUGCAGAUCGUGCAGGGACGUGCCGAGGAAUAUACCAAGUACAUCCUCACAGCCGAAGAUCGCGAAGCUGUGGAAUGGGCACCAUGGUCGAAAGCACUGGGCGGUGGUGCUGAUGUGGGUCACUAG
Durusdinium trenchii is the source of this 321-nucleotide messenger RNA. NCBI's taxonomy places the organism in Eukaryota, Dinophyceae, Suessiales, Symbiodiniaceae. The record is from the annotation of a GenBank genome assembly.